Microtus oregoni (creeping vole) is the source of this 4977-nucleotide messenger RNA. RefSeq names its product LARGE xylosyl- and glucuronyltransferase 1 (gene Large1). Bases 1399 to 3708 code for a protein of 769 amino acids. NCBI's taxonomy places the organism in Eukaryota, Metazoa, Chordata, Mammalia, Rodentia, Cricetidae. Gene Ontology annotation, molecular function: xylosyltransferase activity; glucuronosyltransferase activity. The transcript is spliced from 17 exons. Gene Ontology annotation, biological process: protein O-linked glycosylation via mannose. The record is from RefSeq and is a predicted model, not a curated record.
GCCUGGCCGUGGGCGGAGCCUAGGUAGGGCGGGCACUUGAGACGCUCAUUCCUGGCUCUGUCCAUUGGUCGUCCGUGAGGUCACGGGGGUGGGGGCGGGGCCGAGGCAGGCUCCGGUCCCUCCCCAGCUCGGAACCCAGUCCCGAUUGCAUCCCCCACCCCCAGCUGCACAGACGUGACACUGACACACAGUCACUGCAGCUGCUUAGCGAGCCGGACGCUUUAAGCACGCGGCGGCCGCAGGACUAGCCCGGAGCUCGAACCCCAGCGCCCGCCAGCGCGCUCCCACGCGGGUCCCCGCACAGAGGUUCCCGCUCGGCCGCGCGCGGGAAGCGGGGAUCGCGCGCCCUCCGCUCGCGGCUCCAGGCUACCCACGGCGGCUGCAGCCGACGCGCGGUUCCAAACCCGAGCGCUCCGGGAAGCCGGCUCGUCUCGGAGGCGUCGGCGUCGGCGGUGGGGGCCGCCCGUCCGGGUUCCCCGCACCCACAGUGCUGCGUCCCGCUUGCCGCGCCCCGGCGACUCUGACCUUCCAAGGGUCGCCUACCUCGGCCCCAAGUCCCCGGUCCCGCGCCCCACUCCAGGGCGAGGCCCGCUCCAGCUCCCGCUUCCCGUGCACUCGCGGGCCGGCGCGCAGGCCCGGGUGGGGGGAGGGUCACUGGGACCAGCUACCGCCGGUCCCUGUGCACGCUCGCUGCUCUCGCCACCAGGGCCGGCUGAGCAGCUCCCGGCCUGGUCGCUGUUCCCGAGCCGGGGCGCUGGUGCCGGGGCGCGGCCGCACUCACUCGCCUCGCCGGAGGGUUGUGGGCAGGCCCUGCCUUGAAGGGGCUAAGCGGCUAGGUGGAGCCGGUAGGGUGUCCGCUCCUCGUUUCUUCCCGGCGCUGGUUCCCGCGGGACCCAACCCUGGGCCGCCCCAGGCCCCUGCCCACGCGAGACGCUCCCGGCUUGGAAGAGUCUUUUUGGCGAGACACAGCUCCCGACAGCAGCCCAGGAGGAGGAGAAAGAAGGGACAGUGCUCUGUCGCCGCUACCCGGACCUUUCCUGUGGUAUUUGGAGCCUAAGGCUGUCCCGAAGUCUACACUUGGCACCGACCGUCGGGUUAAAACGGCACCUGCUGGGAUACCGACCCGGACCCCCUACAUUUCUUAGGCGUCAGUGUCACCAAGCUUUCCAGUGUCAGCUCUUCCGGACUGUUCUUUUUCCUGGGUAGUCAAGGCCAAGGGAACGGGAUCAUAGCAUUGUAGCAGAGACUGCUUGGCAUCACUCUGGAACUGCAGGGGAAGAAAGUCCUGUACCCUCUACCUAGCUGUGUGAGUUUGGAAAGUAUUAUGAGGGAUACUGAGGACUUCAUGCUUUGGACAGAGACAAGGUGCUGAAAUUAGAAAUUGCCACUUCUGAGAGGAUGCUGGGAAUUUGCAGAGGGAGACGGAAAUUUUUGGCUGCCUCUUUGACUCUGCUCUGUAUCCCAGCCAUCACCUGGAUUUACUUAUUUGCUGGGAGCUUUGAAGCUCUCAAUUUGAUUAUUUCCUGCAGUGAAGUUCUCUUGGAUGGGAAGCCCGUGUCUCUGUCUCCCCUGGAGUCCCAAGCCCACAGUCCCAGGUACACUGCCUCAAGUCAGCGGGAGCGGGAGAGCCUGGAGGUUCGUGUCCGAGAGGUGGAGGAGGAAAACCGUUCACUGCGCAGGCAGCUCAGCCUGGCCCAGGGUCAGGGCCCUGCUCAACGCCGUGGGAACCACUCCAAGACCUACUCCAUGGAAGAGGGAACAGGUGACAGUGAGAACCUGCGGGCUGGCAUCGUGGCAGGCAACAGCUCUGAGUGUGGACAGCAGCCAGUCGUGGAGAAGUGUGAGACUAUCCAUGUGGCUAUUGUCUGUGCAGGAUACAAUGCUAGCAGAGAUGUUGUCACCUUGGUCAAGUCGGUCCUCUUUCACAGGCGGAACCCUCUGCAUUUCCACCUCAUUGCUGAUUCUAUUGCAGAGCAGAUCCUGGCUACGCUCUUCCAAACCUGGAUGGUACCUGCAGUGCGUGUGGACUUCUAUAAUGCUGAUGAGCUCAAGUCUGAAGUGUCCUGGAUCCCCAACAAACAUUACUCUGGGAUUUAUGGCCUGAUGAAGCUGGUUCUGACCAAGACUCUACCUGCCAACCUGGAGAGAGUCAUUGUCCUAGACACUGACAUUACCUUUGCAACUGACAUUGCAGAGCUAUGGGCCGUGUUCCAUAAGUUCAAAGGCCAACAGGUCCUGGGCUUGGUAGAGAACCAGAGUGACUGGUAUCUUGGAAAUCUCUGGAAAAAUCACCGUCCAUGGCCAGCCCUUGGAAGGGGCUACAACACAGGAGUCAUACUAUUGCUUCUGGAUAAGCUGCGCAAGAUGAAAUGGGAACAGAUGUGGAGGCUGACAGCAGAGAGGGAACUCAUGGGCAUGCUGUCUACCUCUUUGGCUGACCAGGAUAUUUUCAAUGCUGUCAUCAAACAAAACCCCUUCCUGGUGUAUCAGCUCCCCUGCUUCUGGAAUGUACAGCUGUCAGACCACACUCGCUCUGAGCAGUGCUACAGAGAUGUGUCUGAUCUAAAGGUUAUCCACUGGAACUCCCCCAAGAAGCUCCGUGUGAAGAACAAACACGUGGAAUUCUUCCGUAACCUCUACCUGACCUUUCUUGAGUAUGAUGGCAACCUCCUGCGGAGGGAGCUCUUUGGCUGCCCCAGCGAAACUGCUGUCAACAGUGAAAAUCUUCAGAAGCAGCUGUCAGAGCUGGAUGAGGAUGACUUGUGUUAUGAAUUCCGGCGAGAACGCUUCACUGUUCACCGAACCCACCUGUACUUCCUGCACUAUGAGUUCGAGCCUGCUGCUGACAAUACAGAUGUUACCCUGGUAGCUCAGCUCUCCAUGGACAGACUCCAGAUGCUAGAGGCCAUCUGUAAGCACUGGGAGGGGCCCAUCAGCCUGGCCCUCUACCUGUCUGAUGCUGAAGCCCAGCAGUUCCUCCGCUAUGCCCAGGGAUCCGAGGUGCUCAUGAGCCGCCACAAUGUGGGCUACCACAUCGUGUAUAAGGAGGGUCAGUUCUAUCCUGUCAACCUCUUGCGCAAUGUGGCUAUGAAGCACAUCAGCACACCCUACGUGUUCUUAUCUGACAUUGACUUCCUGCCCAUGUAUGGGCUCUAUGAGUACCUCAGGAAGUCUGUUAUCCAGCUUGACCUUGCCAACACGAAGAAAGCGAUGAUUGUCCCCGCAUUCGAGACACUGCGAUACCGACUCUCUUUCCCUAAGUCAAAAGCAGAGCUUCUGUCAAUGUUGGACAUGGGGACCCUAUUUACAUUCAGGUAUCACGUUUGGACUAAAGGCCAUGCACCCACAAACUUUGCCAAGUGGCGGACUGCCACCAUGCCUUAUCGGGUUGAGUGGGAGGCUGAUUUUGAGCCGUAUGUUGUUGUGAGACGAGACUGCCCUGAGUACGAUCGAAGAUUUGUGGGCUUUGGCUGGAACAAAGUGGCUCACAUCAUGGAACUGGAUGCACAGGAGUACGAGUUCAUCGUGUUGCCCAAUGCCUACAUGAUCCACAUGCCCCAUGCCCCCAGUUUCGACAUCACUAAGUUCCGUUCCAACAAGCAAUACCGCAUAUGUCUCAAAACCCUGAAGGAAGAGUUUCAACAAGACAUGUCCCGACGCUAUGGCUUUGCUGCCCUGAAAUAUCUCACUGCAGAGAACAACAGCUAGCACUAUGAAGACCACCGCUAGGGAGAGACAUACCACUGAGGAAGAGCCACUUGCUGCCUGGGGCCCAGCAUUGAAGACAAACUCUACCACUGUUUUCUUUGGUUUGUUUUCCUUUGUCUCUUUGGCCCCUCAAAGCUGUUCUUUUCUAAGAUCUUGGACAGCAACCCAGUCCACCACCAUGAGGUGCUUCCAGAAUGGGACAUGGAAGUGUGGAAGCAAACAAAGAGUAAACAACUUACCACAAAAUCACAGACCAAGUCAGGAUUUCUCGAUGCUCUAAUUGCUUUUUAAUAAUUAUGGUUCAAAUCCUAGCUGUGGAGUAAGAAGUGGGCUAUUCUACUUCAUGCCAAGAAAGAGGAGCAAACUACUUCUUCCUAGGAAGGGAACUUUAUUUCCCCUGCCACCUAGCCAGGUACCCAAGUGGAGAGCAAGUCAAGGAUCCCAACUACCAUCUGGAGACCAGCAUAGGGACAUUAUAUAUGUAGGGUCCUGGAAGUAGAAUGAAUUGAUUCUUUAUUCUCAAAGUCUCUCUUGUUUUGAUUUGUUUGAAUUUGGGAGAUACUAUUCAUUUUGAUUUAGGAUUCCAAGCUAAAAUAAUUACCUAAUCGUUAAAGCUCUAAAAGAAAAAUCAGCUCCCCCAGUCAGCAGUGGCUGGGCAAAGAUGAGCCUCCUCAGAGAAUGUUCACACAUGGACAGCUUCCUUCAGAAUGAACACUGAGAUCCCCUGAUGCUGAGUUCCUACUCUCAAGACCCAGGGUUAUGACAGGAACUACAGAAAAAUGAAGCCAACACUAUAUGCAAGUCACAUUCUUCUAUGGACAGUAACUGAGCGCACAAGGAAAGGUCUUCAAGGAACUACUUCAGUACUCACAGGCCUUUAGAAGAACUUAAUAGUUCUUCCGCUCUCAGGCCUUUAGAAGAACUUAAUAGUUCACAGUAACCCAGUCCGAAGACUUAUGUGACCACAUGGAAGCCACUGGAAGAAAGAGGUCAGGCACUUCCAGAAAAGGGUCAGGCACUUCCCUUUUGGAAGCACAGGAGUUAGUAACCUUAGUUUCCCUCAGGACUUGUUCUGGGGUUGGUAAGCACCUCUUCACUUCACAGAUGGAGGAAACACUGAACUUUUUACUCAUUUCCUUUACUCUUCACUAUUAAUGUUGUGUUUCCAUUGAUGAGAACAAGAGUUAAUGGCCUACCCAUUGCUGGACUGUUUGUAUUGAGUUGCCAUGUGACUAGUGAAAGCUGCAUUCAAUAAACAAAAGUAUGGAC